Chara braunii is the source of this 1107-nucleotide messenger RNA. Lineage: Eukaryota; Viridiplantae; Streptophyta; Charophyceae; Charales; Characeae. The record is from the annotation of a GenBank genome assembly.
CGGGUGUUCGGAGAGAAGAUUGCCUGGCCGGUCGUCGUUCUGCGGGUGUUCACUGAUAAGGGUUCCCCAAUUGCCACGGUUGCAUUGACUGUACUCAAUUCUACGUGGCAAGCCGGCGAACGCACCAUGCGAAAAAUACUACGACAGGAAGCACCGUUUCUCCAUCGUCGCGCAGGUUGCCGUCGACCUGGACUUGCGUGUGCUCGAUGUGCACAUGGGAUACCCGGGUCGCUGCCAGGACAUCAGGGGCUCCAGUUGUCCAACCUGUCGCAGCGUGCGGAGGGGUCAUUGUUCCAUGGUCCCCCUGUGACAUACCAUUCGACGUGAAGACGACCGGGUAUGUCCUGCCGGACAAUGGCUACCCCCCUUCGGAAUGGAUGGCUGUCCCGUAUGGAGGCGUCAAUCAGCACGUCGACCAGGAGCGCCUUGACAACAAGCAGAAGGUGGCGAGGGGAGCGAUGGAGAGGUCAUUCGGCAGGCUGAAGGGCAUGUGGCAGCUGUUUCUGCGGAUACACAAGAUGAACCUGGACACGAUCCCGCAGCAGUUCACCGCCGUCUGUAUACUGCACAACAUACUGAUCGACACUGGAAUUCCGUUCGACGAGCAUCUGCUAUGGGAGGUUGACGCUAAUGGUGUGCGACGUCGUGUGGACCUGGGGAUCGAAGAGCUCCUUCAGCCUGUGUCUAUGAUUACGUCGACGAGGGAAGUGUUGGCGCUGCGGAAUGCUUUGGCGAAACUAAUGAAACACGAUUGAGUUGUGUUCACAUGGUGGACGGCAGCGCGUGGAAGUGUAGUCAUUGCAGCACUGGCCGGAGGGCAGAUUCGUUGUUUCGUCCAGCCUUGAUUGGGUUGUUAGUAAGCGUCCCGCCUUGGGGUUGCUAGUGUGUGUUGGAGGUUGUAGUUCGUCGGUGUCCCGAUUCGUGGAUGUGUGUGACCGUUGUUUAUGGAGUUUUUUUAUUGGCGUUUACGUAACCUUUUAGGGAUACGGCGCACUAACAGCGAGUGCCGUUUAGAAGAGAGAGCAGGGUUGGUCAUGCAGGUGGGCCUGAAACUUGUCCCCCCUGCGUUGCAUUUUGAUGUCUUUUUAAUGAAAUGAUGUACAAUUU